CGCAGCUCUCUUUAGUCCCAUUACUUGCUUCUUCAUCUUUUUCCACUUGACAGAAACCGUAGCCACCACUUUCCUCCGCCUGUUGUUGCUGUCUCGAAGGCCAUGGCGGACCAACUGACGAAGGUCUGCCGUAGCUUGCUGUCGGAUAUCAUACGCGAGAUUCUUUCGCGGUUACCUGUCAAGUCUUUAUGCCGCUUUAGGUGUGUAUCAAAGUCCUGGCUUUCGCUAAUCUUAGAUCCCCAAUUUGUGAAGAUGCAUUUCAACAAAGCCAUUGAGAAUGAGGAUCUGUUUUACCAAAGAAGAAAACUGUUAUUCACUGAUGGAAAAGGUGAUUCACUUUGCUCCUUCGACCUCGAUGAGUUUCUUAAUCAUUAUCAUGACCAUCCAUUUCUGAAUGGUCUUGGUAACUGUAACAAUGGUGAUUUUAUUGGUGAUGAUUAUGAUGGUGAUCUAGUUGUCACUAGACUCAAACUGCCCGGUUGUGUUGGGUUCUCUAAAUAUCUCAGUGAGAGUUGUGGCCUAGUGUUAUUUACGUUGGGUUGGGAGUUAUAUGUGGCUAACCCAGCCAUAGGGAAAUAUAAGAAACUGCCAGCUCCAACUGCAGAGUUGGGUCCUGGACCCUUCAUCUGUUACCAAUUUGGGUUCGGUUUUGAUCACACAACUGAUGAUUUCAAAGUGAUUAAUUCGAGGUCCACGGAAGACGGAGUGGAGUUUAUUGUCUAUGCAUUCAAAACUGGUUCUUGGCGACAAAUUCAAAGGCGGUUUCCCUACAAAACUCUUCGUCCUGGUGCUGGGAUCCUGCUUAAUGGUGGACUUCAUUGGUUGAUGAGGAGAGUGGAAGAUAACUCACGGGUGAUUGUAUCUCUCUCUUUAGCAGAAGAGGAGGUUCGGGAAAUUCCACUGCCGAUUGAUUUAGGUGUGGGAGUCCAGGAUGCACCGGAAUUGGGACUUUUCUUCAAAGACAGCCUCUGUAUAGCUCAUACAUUUAAUACUGAAAUGGUACAUGAAAUUGCAUUGACAAGCUAUAAUGAGUUUUGGGUUAUGAAGGAAUAUGGGGUGGUGGAGUCUUGGACUAAAAUAAAAUUCCUCCUUGACUUCGAAUCUUCUAUUUCUUCUUUAUUGCCCAACGGUUACUGGAGGGAAAAUCAUGUUAUCUUCUGGUCCGGGGUAAGUGAAAUGUUGGGAAUGUACAAUUUCAAUGAUUUUAGCUGUAAAGGUCUAUUGAUUCCUGGAUAUCCUAUAGUUAUUGGGGCUGGUUUCUACAUGGAGAGCCUUGUUUCCCUGGAUGAUCAUUGCGAUUUUAAUGAGCAUAUCCAGCAUGAGAGGAAUCUUAGUUGAAUACUGGAGGAGUUGUGUAAGGCUGCUGUUAACCUUUCCAGAUUGGGUCAGAUUUAUGAUGAUCUAGGAGUGCUUCUUGAUGCUCUGCCCAAUGUUCGAAUUAUGCACACAAGAAGGGAAGCCAACAUUGUAGCUCACUUGAUGGCUGC
This is a messenger RNA of Rosa chinensis, 1487 nucleotides long. Its product is annotated as F-box/kelch-repeat protein At3g06240. The transcript has 2 exons. Lineage: Eukaryota; Viridiplantae; Streptophyta; Magnoliopsida; Rosales; Rosaceae. Gene Ontology annotation, molecular function: protein binding. The record is from RefSeq and is a predicted model, not a curated record. The coding region runs from base 103 to 1338 and encodes 411 amino acids.